AUAUAUCGAUGUUGCUUAAGGCAUCACUGACACAAUUUAUCGGGCAGGCAUAAAACAUUGUUAUUAGUUGAUAUAUUUUGUUUUGUAAAUAUUAGAGAAGUUAAUGCAAGUCAUGGCAACACAAAUUACAACAAAACAGCGCCUGGAGCGGCUAAUGACUGCUAAAAAGGAUCUGGAAGCACAAAUCAGUCGCAAUGGCGAAAUAUUGGCAGCGAACGAUAAUGUAGGCAUGAAUGGCCCUCUUAUUGACGCCGAGGGUUAUCCUCGCAACGACAUUGACGUUUACCAAGUGCGCCAAGCGCGUCAGACAAUUAUCUGCCUGCAAAACGAUCACAAGGAACUCAUGAAUCAAAUCCAGGAUCAGCUGAAUAAAUAUCACGCUGAGAUAGCCACCACAGACCCAGAGCUGGUGAAUCGCGCCUCCGCUCUGGAACUAAAUGAAAACGAAAGAGGAGCUGGCGGAGCUGUAUUGAGUUCUGUGGACUCACGCGUUUUAGUUAUUGUCAAUCUAGUUAGUCCUAAUUCGCCGGCAGAAGAAGCAGGUCUUCAUGUGGGUGAUAGAAUACUGCGAUUUGGCUCUAUUAAUGGUAACAACUUUAAGGACAAUCUCGCUCAAAUUGGUGAAGUAGUGCGUAACAUGCAAAACCAAAAGGUCCAGCUGAAGAUUAAGCGAGAGGAGCAGAUACUGGACUUGGUUCUAGUACCCAAGACAUGGACAGGACGCGGCUUGUUGGGCUGUAAUAUUGUGUUGCCGCCAGAGCAAAUGGAGCAUUAGCAUUUACGUAGACUUAGACGUUCUUUUAUGC
Molecule: messenger RNA, 806 nt
Organism: Drosophila albomicans
Lineage: Eukaryota; Metazoa; Arthropoda; Insecta; Diptera; Drosophilidae
Product: 26S proteasome non-ATPase regulatory subunit 9
Exons: 3
Coding region: 104-775 (223 amino acids)
Biological process (GO): proteasome regulatory particle assembly
Cellular component (GO): cytoplasm; nucleus
Molecular function (GO): protein binding
Source: RefSeq, a predicted model, not a curated record